CUGGAGGCGUGAUGCUGUUUGCACAAAAAGUGGGUGGGGCUGAUAGCUGCAGUAACCUUGUACAAGUCUGAAGCAGCUUGACAUCUCUCCAACAAACAUGGAUGAAGCUACAGCUGCUCCUGGUGACCAGGACUACCUGGUGAUAGCUCUGGCAGUGGGCAUACCAGCCUCAGUGGUCAUCCUUGCACUGGUGAUUGUCAUCACCGCCAUGUUCAUACUCAUGCUGCGGAAGAGCAGAUCUGAAGAGGAGGUAGAGGCCAUGUACAUACGGAGAAGGUUUCAAGGACUCUCACUGGAGGAGCAGAAGCGAAUGCAGCAAGGCAAGAAGAGGACCAAGCCUGACAGGAGAAGAAGCUCUGCUGCUGAAUCACGAGGAUCCCAACUCACUCCCCACAGUAGAGGGGGAAAAAUCAGGAGUGCCAAUCCAUUCGGAUUACAAGAAUGGCAGUUGAAGUUGUCUGGCAUUGACAUGGAUAUAGACACAGAGGAGACGGAUAUUGAUGGAGAGGAGGACUUCAACAGGAAGCCGAUGGGAGCCAUCAACCCUCUGCUAAUGAGAGGUGUGGAUCAUGAUAUGGCAGAUUAUGAUCCAGUGAGACAGCCUCCAAGAAGACACUCACAACCCACCAGUAACAACAGGACUAAACCACGCGGCAGAGUAGCCACACCCACUCUCGAGGAGACGGAUUCUGACGCUGACUCAUCAGACUCAUUCAAUCCUUACGAUUAGACAGAACCUGUGUACAUGUACCUCCCGCCAACACAUGCACACACUUGCAGUAUUAUUUGUAUAAUUAACUUGUGAAAACUGUUUUUUAGACUGUUUAAAAACAGAAAUUAAUGCACAGAAAAGUGGAUAACAAUUUG
This is a messenger RNA of Halichondria panicea, 867 nucleotides long. RefSeq lists its product as uncharacterized. The coding region runs from base 98 to 730 and encodes 210 amino acids. Lineage: Eukaryota; Metazoa; Porifera; Demospongiae; Suberitida; Halichondriidae. The transcript has 5 exons. The record is from RefSeq and is a predicted model, not a curated record.